Sinocyclocheilus grahami is the source of this 2186-nucleotide messenger RNA. Its product is annotated as golgin subfamily A member 6-like protein 22. Bases 79 to 1833 code for a protein of 584 amino acids. The transcript is spliced from 5 exons. Gene Ontology annotation, cellular component: membrane. NCBI's taxonomy places the organism in Eukaryota, Metazoa, Chordata, Actinopteri, Cypriniformes, Cyprinidae. The record is from RefSeq and is a predicted model, not a curated record.
ACAGUCUUUUCUUUGAACAAGUGCAUCCUUGCAGCUGUCAUUCUUCUUGGACUAGGGACCAUUUUCUUCUCUGCAGACAUGGAUGUUAGAGAGCUGAAGGACCCAACAAAUCAGGAGUGGCUGAAUCCUGAGAUCUCCAAAGACACGCCUGUUGGUCUUCAGCCUCCAGAUAUUUUAAGCAAGCAGGCGAAGGAAGAUCAGCAUAUAUUGGUACUACAGGAACAGCUUCAGCAAUAUCAAGGUGAACUAAAAGCAGCGCAACUUUGGGCAGAGGAGGGAGAGAAAGAGCGUGUGAGGAGAGAAGAGCUGGAGAAGGAGUAUGAGAGGCUAAAAGGAGAACUAGAUAGAGUACUUGCUCUUCAAAAGGAGCUGGAGCAAGAGAACGAGAGAAUGAAAGAAGAAAGUGCGAGAGCAAAGAAAGAGCUGGAGGCCCUGCCAUCACUACAGAGAGAACUGGAGCAUCUGAGAGCUAAAGUUUCACAGCUCACACAGAGCACAGGAAGAGCAGAAUCUGUUCCACCCAUUGCAGCUUCUCGGAUGCCCUCUGCUGGAGACAAAAGUAGUGUACCACCGAUGGAAAGACAAGACGUGAAGCCCAGAAAGACUUGGGACAAAAAGAGUGAGGAGAAGGAACAAAGCAAGGGAGACAAAGAAUGGAAAAAGAAGAAAAGUGGAAAAAAGGAAGAUGACAAGGAAAGGAGGGAGAGAGUGACUGAGGGAAAACAUACUAAGGAACAGAAGGACUGGAAAAAAGAUAAAAGCCACCAAGAGGCAGGUAAAGCAGGGAAGCGAAAAGAAGAGAGAAAACAAGAUUAUGAUCAAAUGGGCAAAGAAAGUGAAGACAAGAAAGAUUUUAAGGAAUGGGAGGAGAAAAAAGAAUGGAAGGAAGAUAAAAAGUGGAAGAAAGACAAACAUGUAGGACAGGAUGAGAGGAUGGGAGACAAGAAGGACUGGAAGGAUACUGGGAACAAGAAAGUGAAAGAGGAAAACGAAUGGAAACAGAGAGGGGAGCGGAAAGAGGACAAAGACUGGAAAAGCGAUAAACGGAGUGGUGGGAAUGACCAUAAAGAAUGGAAAGGUGAAAAAGAAUGGAGAAAGGAAAAGAGUGAGGGAAAACACAAUGAUAAAACAGAGAAGAAAUGGAAAGGAGACAAAGAAUUUCCAAAAGAGUAUGAUGAAAAGGAAAUAGAGGAGAAGCAGUGGAGAGGGAAACAAAGAGAGUCACAAGAUAGAGAAUGGCCAAGAGAGGGAGUAAAGGAGGAGAAAAAAAAGAAGACGUACUACCAUAAAAACGAAGGGACAAAUAGUCCCAAUGAAAAGGAGAAACAUGGGCAUGGAGCACCAGACGAGACCUUCUCCCAUCACCAUUACGACCAGGAGAACUACUGGAACAGACAGAGAGCGCGCAUUCAGCACUAUGACGGGCAGCGGGAGACGUGCAGCGGUGUGGCAGAUUGCGCUCGAGUCGAGGGACUCUCUCCCGUCAGCCUGCGGGACUUCGAGACCCUUCUCCAGUCCUACCUGAAGAAGCUCCAGGAUGAGGACCAGACCUCCAGGAAAGGGGAGCUCAGUAAGCUGGUGAAGGAGUUCUUCACGGAUGGAGUGUUCGCUCAUGAUCAGAUGCCGUUCAGGGAGUUCGUGGAAGACGUGGGGGACAUUUUGGAGGACAUGGCCGAAGGAGAAGAGAGCGACAGCGAGGAAGAGGAGAGCGAGGAAGACGACGACGACGAUGAGAUGGAAGAAUUUGAAAGGGAGGCAAUGGAGAAAUUUGCACUUCCAGAGGAAGUGAGGAAGGGAGAGCAGAAGAAAGAGAGCAGAAGAGUGAAAGGUUGAAGGUUCCUCAUUGUGAUUUAGAGGUUUCAGAAAAGGUACAUCCCGAAACAGUCGAGCCUGAUUUUCUGCUUACUAAUGUGGUGUGUCAUUUUUAAAGAGCUUAUUAAUUUUGAUCAGUUUGGCUUAGCUUUUUCUUGUCAUGGAUAAAACAUUACAGUAAAACCUCAGUGAUGGUUUCCUUCUUAUAAUAGCUGUUUUUGCUCAUUUUUCAUUACUUUUAUCUUUAUUUGAAAAUGUUAUACAACGUCAAAUAAAGACUCAGUGAGAGUCCCCUGUUCAGUCAUUUAAAUAUCUGGGGCUGGAUUCAUGAAAUGUGGUUAAGAAUAAAAUUAUUUUAUUUUCUUCUUAUUUUU